This is a messenger RNA of Rhipicephalus microplus (southern cattle tick), 4435 nucleotides long. It is a transcript of the gene Ranbp16, whose product is annotated as Ran-binding protein 16. Lineage: Eukaryota; Metazoa; Arthropoda; Arachnida; Ixodida; Ixodidae. Gene Ontology annotation, molecular function: small GTPase binding; nuclear export signal receptor activity. Gene Ontology annotation, cellular component: nuclear pore; cytoplasm. Gene Ontology annotation, biological process: protein export from nucleus. The record is from RefSeq and is a predicted model, not a curated record.
CUGUUAAUCGCAUUGUUGAUCCGAAAGCUUAGCGCGGACGGCGCCUCAUCUUCCAGUGUUCAAAAUGGCGGAUGAGCAGGAGCUGGCGCGAGUAGAGGCUCUCUGCCAGCAGAUUUACCAAGGCGCUGAUGCUGCUGAGAGAGUCCAGGCGGAAAAUCAGCUGGCCGAGUUCUGUUGUGGCACCUCGCCCGACUGCCUUCAGCGAUGCAGGCUGCUCCUGGACAGAUCACAGAACUCUUACGUGCAGCUGCUGGCAGCCACUACACUGAACAAGCUUGUUUCGAAACACCCUGGAUCCCUCAGCUUGCAGCAGCGAUUAGAAAUGCGGAACUACAUCUUGUCUUACCUGUGGCAAAGACCGAAAAGCGCUGCAUUUGUGACCCAGGCUUUGGUGCAGCUUUUUGCACGACUUACCAAAUUGGGUUGGUUUGACUCCGACAAGGAAGAUUUUGUUUUCCGUAGUGUCAUCCGCCAAGUGCAGUCCUUCUUGCAAGGAUCAGUUGAGUACUGCGUGGUUGGUGUCCAGCUGCUAUCACAGCUAACAUCCGAGAUGAAUCAUGUUACUGAGGCUGAAGCAAAUCGAAGUCUCACCAAACAGCGCAAAAUUGCGUCAUCCUUUCGCGACAGCCAGCUUUACGACAUUUUUCAAUUGGGGUGUGAUUUACUAAGGAGAGCACUGGAAUCGUGGAAAGCUCAAAUGACAUUCAGUGAUGAUACACAGCAGCAACUGAUGAGCCAUCUGCUGCGAUUGGCACACAACUGCCUCAGCUUUGACUUCAUUGGCACAAGCCCAGAUGAGUCUUCGGAUGACCUCUGCACUGUUCAAAUUCCAACAGGCUGGAGGCCUGCCUUUCUUGACUAUAAUACAUUGCAGCUUUUUUUUGACUUGUUCCACUCUCUCCCAGUCAACCUUAGCCCACUGGUACUUACUUGCCUGGUGCAGAUUGCAUCAGUGCGCCGGUCACUGUUCAACAAUGCUGAGCGAGCUAAAUUUUUAUCCCAGUUGGUCACUGGUGUUAAGCACAUCCUGGAAAAUCCCCAGAGCCUUUCGGAUCCAAACAGCUACCAUGAGUUUUGUCGGCUUCUUGCUAGGUUGAAAUCAAACUACCAGCUUGGAGAACUGGUCAAAGUGGAAACAUAUCCUGAAACAAUUGCUCUUAUUGCCAAGUUUACUGUGACAAGUCUCCAGAUGUGGCAGUUUGCACCUAACAGUGUCCACUAUCUUCUGAGCCUUUGGCAACGCAUGGUAGCAUCUGUGCCCUAUGUAAAAGCAUCUGAGCCCCAUUUGUUGGAUGCCUACACGCCGGAAGUGACCCGGGCCUACAUCACUUCACGGCUAGACUCUGUCAGCCAAGUCCUGAGAGAAGGCCUAGAAGACCCAAUGGAAGACAUGGGAAUGGUGCAGCAGCAACUGGAUCAAUUAUCAACUAUUGGCCGCUGUGAAUAUGAGAAGACCUGUGCCCUGUUGGUGCAGCUUUUGGACCAAUCUGCUCAGGCAUACAGGGAAGCUGGAAAUCAAGGGGCUCCAGCCCUUGACUUGGCCAUUUUCGAAGGACAGCUUUCUUGGUUGGUGUACAUCAUUGGCGCUGCCAUAGGUGGCCGUGCUUCAUUCUCAACAGCUGAUGACCAUGAUGCAAUGGAUGGGGAACUGGUCUGCAGGGUUCUGCAGCUGAUGCAGCUGAGAGACUCUCGACUCCCCUUGGGUUCGUGCUCUGGAGAAAGGUUGGAGCUGGCUCUACUGAGUUUUUUUGAGCAGUUUCGCAAGAUCUACGUUGGUGACCAAGUUCCAAAAACAUCCAAGGUGUACCGUCGUCUAUCAGAGGUCCUUGGUCUCUCAGAUGACUCCAUGGUGCUGAGUGUGUUUGUUCGUAAAAUUAUAACCAACUUGAAGUAUUGGAGCUACAGUGAUGCUAUUGUGAGCAAGACACUUCAGCUGUUGAGUGACCUGAGUGUUGGCUACUCAUCAGUGAGGAAAUUGGUGAAACUGGAGGAAGUUCAGUUCAUGCUCUCCAAUCAUACCAGCGAGCACUUCCCCUUUCUUGGCCACAACAGUGACAACAGGAGUCCAUGUCCUACAACUUCAAGUGCAGCAGGAACUGCUGGUGGAGGCCGAGAAAGAGGCAUGGACAUGCGCUGCCGUUCCACAUUCUACACCUCCUUGGGCCGACUACUUAUGGUUGAGCUGGGUGAAGAUGAGGAACGCUUCAUUCAAUUCAUGCGGCCCCUCACUGCUGCAUUUGAAGCUGUUGGUGCUGCACUGGCCAGUGCAGAUUCCGCUCUGUUCAAUGCCGACGAGGCCAAGAAAAUGUUGAUUGGUCUUGCCCGUGACCUGCGCGGCCUGGUGUUCGCCUUCAAUACGAAAACUAGCUAUAUGAUGCUGUUUGAAUGGAUUUAUCCGGCAUACUUCCCAAUUCUGCACCGGGCAUUGGAGCUGUGGUACCAUGACCCAAGUGUGAGCACACCAGUGCUUAAACUCGUAGCAGAACUUGUACAGAACCGAUCGCAGCGCCUUCACUUCGACGUCUCUUCACCCAAUGGCAUCUUGUUAUUUCGUGAAACGUCUCGAACAAUGGUUUUAUAUGGCACAUGCAUCUUAACACUGGGUCAAGUUCCAAAGGACCAAAUCUACAAGUUGAAAUUGAAGGGCAUAGCCAUCUGCUUUAGUAUGCUGAAGAGUGCACUGUGUGGAGGUUAUGUAAAUUUAGGUGUGUUUUCACUGUAUGGAGAUUCUGCAUUGGAUGAUGCAUUGGGGAUAUUUGUUAAACUGCUGCUGUCAAUACCGCAGCCGGACUUAUUGGACUACCCUAAGCUGAGUCAAGCCUACUAUGUGCUGCUUGAGUGCUUGGCACAGGACCACAUGCAUUUCCUGAGCAACCUAGAGCCUUCUGUGUUCCUUUACAUUCUGUCAUCUGUCUCUGAAGGAUUGACUGCCCUAGAUACAAUGGUAUGCACAGGAUGCUGUGCAACACUAGACCACAUAGUGAGCUUCCUCUUUCGGCGCUUGUCGAAGGGGUCUUCAAAAGGACCGCCUGAGCCCUGCCUUCGUGUCCUGGAGCUGCAUCCUGAAAUAUUGCAACAGAUGCUCAGUACCAUCUUGAACAUUAUCAUGUUUGAAGACUGCCGCAAUCAAUGGUCUAUGUCACGACCCUUGCUUGGACUCAUUCUGCUCAACGAGGAAUACUUCGGCCAGCUGCGUCAAAGUCUAGUUAGCAGUCAGCCUGUUGACAAACAGGCAACCAUGUCACAGUGGUUUGACUCGCUCAUGGAUGGCAUUGAACGAAAUUUGCUCACCAAGAACAGGGAUAGGUUUACGCAGAACCUGUCUGUUUUUCGGAGGGACAUCAACGAUUCUCUGAAAGGCCCGGCAUCCCUGGAGAUGAUGACAUAGCACAUCUUUACAUUGGAGACGCCUGACUGCUGCCACUGCUCUUCUAGUAUUUGGUCAUCAUGGCUUAUCGAUCUUUGUCCUAUUGGAGAAUGAAAAUUUCAAUCAUGCUUAAAGUUCUUGGAAGAAGCAGCAAUUGAAAAUUAAAAUUUUCUGAAUUCGGUCUGCUAGUGUGAUGUUUAUAAGCAGUUACUACAAUUUCGUGUCUUAAUGAGGCUUUUAAGAUGUUUUUCUGUACUGUUUGUGUCAAAAGCUCUGCUGGUGUGAAUAUUUUGCUAGCAGUUAAAGGUCAUGAUCUGUCCUGAUGAAAUAUGUAUAAGAAUAAAGUGGUUAUUUUGUAAGAUUGUUUUUGUACUUUCUGGUGUGCAUUUAACUCUCAAACUUUUUUUUUAUUGAAAAUAUUUUUUAGGAUUGAGUAGUUCUGUAAUGUUUAUGUGUGGUCGAAUGAAAAGCACUGGUGUACUGUUGUCAUUUGUUUUGAAAAUAAAUACUGAAAGUGAAUAAUUCUUUGUGAGAAUUUUGCUGUUUUUAGACGAGAUGAAUGUAGUUUGCAUUGUUUGAGCAGGUUGUUUGCUUUUCUGUUUGUAUGUGUAGCAUACGUGUGAAUGACUGUAUAUUUUUUUUUAUGGAGGAAGCCAGUUAUCAGAAGCAAGGCUGGUCAGGUGCCACAUCUUGCAACUUUUUUUUUUCAUUUUUUUUGCACCCUUCUUUUAUUUGCAUGAAGGAUAUCUGUGCCUGCUGUCAGUGAUUGCCUAUUCAGUGGGGUAUAAAUAAUAGAAUGGCAGGGAAAGAAUGUAGGGCCUAUGAUUGUUCAUUGAAUGCUUUAUUUAAGCACCUUUUUGUUGGACUGAUGCUGUGUACAUAGCCAAAACAAAAGAAUAUUUGCUGGGGUUGGCAGGUGCAGUGAUUUAUUUAUUUUGAAUGUCUUGUCGUGGUACCCUGUUUUUUAUUUUUAUACUUUUUUUUCUGUUAUAAAUCUUCAUUCCAAUGGAACAUGUGCUGAUAUUUUUUUACCCAGAAUUGUACAUAAAUAAAAUGAUGUAAAUAUAA